UCAGCCUCUCUCCAAACCCAGUCUCCCUCUCUGCAGGAGGCCCAGGGAUCCCUGAGGCUCCCCCAGGAAGUCAGGGUCUGCCGGGGGCAAGGCCAGGCCCUUCAUGUGUCCCCUUCUCUUCCUCAGCUCCACAGGCUCCUCCGAUUUCCGUGGUCCUCAGAGGCCCCAGGAGACCGGGUAAUGGCAGCAGCUAGGCUCCUGCCGCGGUCGGCAGGACCCCAGGUGAGCUGUCCCCAAGGUCUUUGCAGUGCCCCAACCAGAGCCCCUGUGGCUUCUCCCACACCCAGGGCUCCCAGCAGCAGCCUGAGCAUUGCUGCAUCUCCUGAGCUCUGUGGCCCUUUCCCAUUGCCCUCUCAGUUCACAGGGCCCCCCAUUCCCAACUGCCCAUGUUGCACAUGCCCACUCCCCUUCACAGACAUGGAGGUUCAGUCUUACCAGCAGCCCCUGUCAUUCCAGGCUAAGGUAACCUUCGAGGAUGUGGCCGUGCUCCUCUCCCAGGAGGAGUGGAACCGCCUGGGCCCUGCUCAGAGGGGCCUCUACCGAAAUGUGAUGAUGGAGACCUAUGGAAACGUGGUCUCGCUGGGACUUCCAGGAUCCAAGCCCGAAGUGAUCUGCCAGCUGGAGCGAGGGGAAGAGCCAUGGGUCCUGGACAGAAAGGGAGCUAAGAAAAGCCAGGGCCUGGGGAGUGGUCGCUCAGACAACCUCAAAUGUGAGCGAACUACAGCCUGCAUGCAACAAGACAGUUUAUCUGGUCCAUGGGAAUAUGAAACCAAGGGAGAAAAGCAUAAUGCAGACUUGAGUCUGAAGCCAUUAAUUUCAGAGGAAAUAACAGUGAUUCUGGGGAAAACACCCUUGGGGAGGAUUGAUCAAGAAAAUAAUGAAACAGAGCAAAACUGUCUGAAUUCAAACCCUGCUUGCCACGCUGACGUUCAGGCCUUAAGCCAGACCGUGCCACUCACUCAGCAUCAGGCAGUUCCUAGUGGAGAGAGACCCUACAUGUGCAUCGAGUGUGGGAAGUGCUUUGGUCGGAGCUCCCAUCUCCUUCAGCAUCAGCGUAUCCACACUGGAGAGAAGCCCUACGUGUGCGGUGUAUGCGGGAAGGCAUUUAGCCAGAGCUCAGUCCUUAGUAAACACAGGAGAAUUCACACAGGUGAGAAGCCCUACGAGUGUAACGAGUGCGGAAAAGCCUUCAGAGUGAGCUCAGAUCUUGCUCAGCAUCACAAGAUACACACGGGAGAGAAGCCUCACGAAUGUCUCGAGUGUCGGAAAGCCUUCACUCAGCUCUCUCACCUCAUUCAGCACCAGCGGAUCCACACGGGAGAAAGGCCGUACGUGUGUCCUUUGUGCGGGAAAGCCUUCAACCACAGCACGGUCCUGCGGAGCCAUCAGAGGGUGCACACGGGGGAGAAGCCUCACGGGUGCACCGAGUGUGGAAAAACCUUCAGUGUGAAGAGGACGCUUCUGCAGCACCAGAGGGUCCACACCGGGGAGAAGCCCUAUGCGUGCAGCGAGUGUGGGAAGGCCUUCAGCGACCGCUCAGUCCUCAUCCAGCACCACAACGUGCACACCGGGGAGAAGCCCUACGAGUGCGGCGAGUGCGGGAAGACCUUCAGCCACCGCUCCACCCUGAUGAACCACGAGCGGAUCCACACGGAGGAGAAGCCGUAUGCAUGCUACGAGUGUGGGAAGGCCUUCGUUCAGCACUCGCACCUGAUCCAGCACCAGAGGGUCCACACUGGGGAGAAGCCCUACGUGUGCAGCGAGUGUGGGCACGCCUUCAGCGCGCGCCGGUCUCUGAUCCAGCACGAGAGAAUCCACACGGGUGAGAAGCCCUUCCAGUGCACGGAGUGUGGCAAAGCCUUCAGCCUGAAAGCGACUCUGAUUGUGCACCUGAGGACCCACACAGGCGAGAAGCCCUACGAGUGCAACAGCUGUGGGAAGGCCUUCAGCCAGUACUCGGUGCUCAUCCAGCACCAGCGGAUCCACACGGGCGAGAAGCCCUACGAGUGUGGGGAGUGCGGACGCGCCUUCAACCAGCACGGGCACCUGAUCCAGCACCAGAAAGUGCACAGGAAGCUGUGACCCGCGACCGACACAGAAUCCACCCUCUCAGAAACUGCACAUGGAACCACAGGCAGCCUCCAGCCCAGGGGAAGCGCCUUUGACCUCUGCAGGAGGCCCUUCUGUGAUGAGUCACUGUCACCAAGUAACUGAGAAGAGAAGCACUGGGAAUGUUCUUCCCACGGAAAAACUUCAGAGAAUGCCUGUUUGAUUUGACUCAACAUCUUGAGGUUAUAUUGGAGAACAAUCAUACAAUUACAGUGAAUUUUGGUAAAGACAGCCAUAUUUCUUUAACAUUACAUAGUUUAUUUGAAGUAACUAAGGGAAGUUAAGGCAUAAGAACUAGUGUCCCAAUAAAACUUUCUUAUAUUUGAGAUAAAAAUUCUUUUUCCUAGGACA
This is a messenger RNA of Lemur catta (Ring-tailed lemur), 2460 nucleotides long. It is a transcript of the gene ZNF250, whose product is annotated as zinc finger protein 250. Gene Ontology annotation, molecular function: DNA-binding transcription factor activity, RNA polymerase II-specific; RNA polymerase II cis-regulatory region sequence-specific DNA binding. Lineage: Eukaryota; Metazoa; Chordata; Mammalia; Primates; Lemuridae. Gene Ontology annotation, biological process: regulation of transcription by RNA polymerase II. The coding region runs from base 181 to 2082 and encodes 633 amino acids. The record is from RefSeq and is a predicted model, not a curated record. The transcript has 4 exons.